Messenger RNA from Castor canadensis (American beaver), 3405 nucleotides. Lineage: Eukaryota; Metazoa; Chordata; Mammalia; Rodentia; Castoridae. The record is from RefSeq and is a predicted model, not a curated record.
GUCCCGGGCAGCCAGCGCCAGUCGGAGCCAGUGCGAGCUGCCGCAGCCGCUGUCACUGCCGCCGCCAUCACUGCUACUGCCAAGUCCUCCGCCCGCUGCCCCCGCCAUGUCUGCUACCGCUGCCACCGCCCCCCCUGCCGGCCCGGCCGGGGAGGGUGGCCCCCCUGCACCGCCUCCAAACCUCACCAGUAACAGGAGACUGCAGCAGACCCAGGCCCAGGUGGAUGAGGUGGUGGAUAUCAUGAGGGUGAAUGUGGACAAGGUCCUGGAGCGGGACCAGAAGCUAUCGGAGCUGGAUGACCGUGCAGAUGCACUCCAGGCGGGGGCCUCCCAGUUUGAAACAAGUGCAGCCAAGCUCAAGCGCAAAUACUGGUGGAAAAACCUCAAGAUGAUGAUAAUCUUGGGAGUGAUUUGCGCUAUCAUCCUCAUCAUCAUCAUCGGUGAGUGGGGUAGGAGUGGCCUAGGGCCCUUUUUCUGGAGAGGUUUCCCAAGUAGAUUCUGGGUUUUGAAGGUCAUUAACCUAGUUUUUAUGCUUCAGCACACAUUUCAGUGCUAAUAACAAAUCUGAUUCAUCUAGAGCCAAAAACCUUCAUGUUGUGUAGCCUGGUUCUGGCCAGUUCCUGUUAAGAUUUUGGAAACAGGAAAACUGGGUGGAUCCUCAGUGCUCCAUUGGGCCUAAGAAACCCAGUUUGGGAGCCCUGGAAUUGGGGAGUAGAAGACAAGAAAGACCCAGGGGCUUGGUACAUGACCAGGAAGUCAACUGUGCGGCUUUUUGAGAGUUUGUGGUCUCACAGGCCCAGAAGAUUAGGGGUCUUUGUCCUCAUGGGCAUAUUGUGGAGCUGAAGGGACCUUGGAACCCACAGGUCCAGCACCUUUGUUUUACAGAUGGAGAAACAGAGGCCAAGAGGGGAAGGGACACCAGCCAGCUGGGGAGCGGGGAGGCUUGGAACAGGGCCAGGCCUGACACACUGCUUUCUUUCUCUUUCUCUUUCUCUCUCUUCCCUCUCCCUCAUCUUUCUUCUCUUACUCUCUCUCCACAGUUUACUUCAGCACUUAAAUUCCCGAGGAGUCUGCCCGCCUAGAGAAGGGCCUCUCCCCUCCCCCCAGCCGUUCCUCCACCUCUCAGCCAUAUCUCUCAGACCCCCUCCCCUGGAUCCGUGUGUGUGUCCCCGUGUGCGUGCCCCCUGUAAAUAGCCAGCUGUUAUUUAUACAUAUAUAAUAUUAUAUAUAUUUGGUCUGUUUGUAGUUUUAUUACUAGAAGAUUUUUCCGGUUGUCCUUAACACCCCUUCCUGAGGUUUCUAUCACCUUCUUGCUCUCUCUUUCCCCUGCCUUCCCUUUCCCUCUCUUCCUCAUUAGCCUCACGUCCCUUCAUUUGCAUCUGCUAUGCAAUAGUCCCUCUCCUCUUCUUCUUCCCUUGGAUUUAACUGACCCUUCUUGCCCCUACUUCCCCCAUGCAAUCCCCUCCAAAACAAAAACACCCAUCCAGGCCUCCCUAGGUGCAUCUUUGCAUCCUUUGGGAGGCUCUGAGACUGGCCCCACUUGGUCCUAAGAAUCCCAAGUUCUUCUGGGGGUGUCCAGCAUGUUAGCGUAUCAUUUGCAUAUAGACAUCCCUUUUUGUUUCCUUUUCUGUUACAUCACUUUUCUCUUCUCAACCUGUUUUUUACUGAGGAGUUGUAGUCCCCAUUGGUCCUCGUGUCACACUUUCAUUUGCACGACAUUGGGGAGCCUGGGCUUUUGGGGAACCAGGCUGCUCUAGCCUCCAGAAUUGCCCCUUCCUAGCCCCUCUAGUCCAGUUUGCCUCCCCUAUCCCCAUUUUCCAAACCUCUUGUAUCCUUCUCUCCCUCCCCCCAGCUGGUAUGUAAGUGUCUUGGAGUUUCAGUGUGUUAUGAUGGACCAAUAAUUCUGCCCUUUGGGGUCUCUCCCUACAUUCCCGCUCCCCAGUUUUCAUGUGGGGCACUCAACUGACAUUCCCAUGGGGUCUCCCUCCCUCCCAUCUGCCUGAUCUACCCCCUCCUCCUGCAAGGAGAGUUGGGGGUUGGCCACAAUCUGAUCUCUUUGGGAGGGGUGGCUACCAGUGUAUGUGUGUAUGGGUCAUCACUGCCUUGGGGAGGAGUGGGACAAGGCAGAGAAUCCCCCAAUUCCUGCCUGAAAUCUCUGGCCUCCCCCCUGCUAGAGGUUGGAUUGAAAACCUUCCUCUCCAAUUUGGGGGAUGUUACCCCCAUCACUGCCCAACUCCUCUGACUGCCCCCCUGUAUUCAGGGUGGAGGUACUAGUCACUGCCAAUGUGUGUAUGGGACUUGCUGGAUGAUGGAGAUCCUCACCCCUCUCCAGGGCUGUUGAGCCCAGAGAGAGAGCCGGCCCCUCAUUGGGUGAAGUGAUAGAGGAAGGGUCUGAUGUCUUUUUAAAUGGCACAGUUUUAGGGGUCUGAGGGUGCAGUCCCUUAACCUACCACUGGAGGGGACCCCUGAACUCUUUCUUCCCCCCACACUCCAGGUUUUUGGUGUGGAGGGGGAGCAGGGAGAUUUAAACUGUCUUGUGAAAUGGUAGGAGAGAUGCUGGGGGUGGGGGUGCUGUGUUCUAGACCCCCCCAUAUUAUCCCAGUGUCCCCUGCCUUCCCUCUAACCCCACCCCAUGCCCCCAAUUCUGUGGCACAUCAGAUUGUGAAAAUGUACAAUAAAUGUGUAAUGAGUAACCACGUAUUGGUGUAAGGUUUUCUUUUCCCCCUGUGGUACUGGGCCUUGAACUUAGGGCCUCCUGCUUGUUAGGCAAGUGCUCUACUACUUGAGCCAUACCCUAACUAGUAAGAAUUUUUCUUAAUCCGUGGUAAGGUAUUGUAUCUGCAGGUAUAAUGGGAGGGGUCUGGGCUUUACAGGAGACCCUAACCUUAAGUGUGAUUCCCAAAGUGACUAUGGCUGGGGGGCAGAGGGAGCAUUAGGAGUUGCGAAUGGGGAAGUAACACUAGGACCCUUAUGUCAACCUGGUGAACUCCACUUCCCCUUUUCUCCCUGUAGAUUUAACUUCUGCAUAGUCCGCAAUUGCUCUUGUGGUCAUUCCUCCUAGGCCUGAAGUAGAGGCCAUUUCUGUAAAGUAUCUUCUUCUCUGUAGCAUGUUGCCAACAUCUAGAGGUCUUAAUAAAUAAAAUACUUGUUGAAAGACUUGAUGGAGUCCCAGCUGAAUAUGGCAUGGAGCUGGCUGUAGAUGGCGUAGUACUGUUGUCCUCUGUGUUGUAUGACUUGUGACUCUAGACACUACCCUAAACUUGAGGUUCAUUUGGUCCCUGAUGUGGCACCACAGCAUCCCUGUCCCUAGGCACUUCAACAAUGAGCAGAGGCUCUUAGUUGACAUCUGGAGGUCCAACCUGUCAAGGAUGCAGCACUUAGAUCCAGCUAUACAGAAAACAUAGG